AUGUCCCUGCUCCAUCUACUGGCCCUUUCGCUCAACGCUCCAAGCACCAAAUCCUCGUCGCACGCCAGGGCUCGGCUCGUCUCGCGUCGGCAGCACCUGCAGACUGCGGCUGCGCUGAUCGCCCUGCCACCGCUCUCCGCUGCCGCCGACCAGUGCGAGACGGACGGCGCAGCGUGCGAGCUGGUCAUCCCACAGCAGACACUACUCGCCGGCCUGACGAGCGCGCCCGUGCGCCACGUCACCGUCACCGGCGCGCCAAGACACUUCCGAGACGCCUCCUGCGCCUCCUCGGGCGUCGGCCUCGCAGGCGCCAAGCUGCUGACGGCGGCGGGGCACAAGGUGACGCUCGCGUGCCGCACGCAGGCCAAGGCGGACGCGGCGGCGACGGCAUGCAUGGAGUACGCGGCGGGUCUCUCGGCCGCUGGCCCGGCGGGCAUGCCCGACUUUUACGCGGCGCGGAGGGCGGGCGGCAGCGCUGUUGGCGCCGCGUGCGACCUGUCGAGCCUGAGCUCGGUGCGCGCCUUCGCCGCCUCGAGGAAGGGUGAGCCGCUCGACACGCUCGUGCUCAACGCGGGGCUAAGCCUGAACGUGGGCGAUCCUGCCGAGCAGUUCACCGCGGACGGGUACGAGCUCACGGUCGGCACGAACCACAUCGGCCACUUUGCCCUCGCGACUCUGUUGCAGCCGACGCUCUCGAAGAGCUCGCUCCAGCCGCGGCUGCUCGUGACGGCGUCGGGGGUGCACGACCCGGCCAGCGGCGGGGGCAGACAGGGCGGCCCCGAGAAGUGGGCGAGCCUCGGCGAGCUCAAGGGACUUGCGGGCGGGAGGGCGUUCACAAUGGUCGACGGAGGGACGUACGACCCCGACAAGGCGUACAAGGACUCCAAGCUGUGCAACAUGCUCUUCAUGGCCGAGGCGGCGCGGCGGUGGGGGAGCGGCGGCAUCACGGCAAGCGCCUCGUGGCCGGGGACAGGCCACCGGAGAUUGCACGAGAACAGGCUGUUCGGCUCCGUCUUCAGCGGCAUCUCCAAGGCGGUCGGCGUCGCGGAGACGAACGACUUUGCGGGCUCCGCCCUCGCCUACCUCGCGGUAGACCCCGCCAUGGACGGGCAGACGGGCGGCUGGUACGACGCGCUGCCGCUCGGCAAGCACAGCACUCACAUUUGCUUGGCAGGCUCAUCAACGAACACUCGCAAGCACUCGCUCGGCAAGCAUGCGCCCUCGGCCGAGGCACGCGACGCGGCCAAGGCGGCGAAGCUGUGGGAGCUCUCCGAGGGCCUCCUCGCGUAG
This is a messenger RNA of Emiliania huxleyi CCMP1516, 1290 nucleotides long. RefSeq names its product Protochlorophyllide reductase. The transcript is spliced from 5 exons. Lineage: Eukaryota; Haptophyta; Isochrysidales; Noelaerhabdaceae. The coding region runs from base 1 to 1290 and encodes 429 amino acids. The record is from RefSeq and is a predicted model, not a curated record.